GACUGGAGCACCAUGGCUUCCUACACACUGCUGCUGCUCCUGGCCUCAUGUUGUGGGGCUCUGGCCUCUCACUUCUAUGGUGGGGUCAUGACCUUCACUCCAAAAGGAAAGAACCCCGAUGGAUCAUUCAGGGUGGACUUCCGCUUAAAGCACACUUUCCAUGCCUGCUAUACAUUUAACUUCUGGUACUGUGGCAGUGGAAACUGCGGGAGUGUAGAUACAUUUGCAAUCGGUGAAGUGGAUCGCAAUUCCAAUGGAGCUAAUACUCAAGGAAGCACCUGGUGUCAGUCGGAAGCGUUAAUGUCGAGAAAUAUUUCAAGCAACAAGCCUUUUGAAAUUUGGGAAACGGGAUGUUGUUGGAUACCUUCAGAUAGCUUUGGUUCAUGGAGGCUUUUGACACAUGUGGACCUUGGGAUGAGGUCCGACACACAGGAACCCAACAGAUCUCCAGUGACAACAAUUAUACCUUUCAUCCGGGUACCACGGAAUUGUCCAAGAACAUUUAAUCUGCUGGCUCAUGACCCUGAUAAUGACCAAGUCAGAUGCAGAUAUGGAAUGGCUCAUUUCAAUGAGUGCCGUACAUGUAAACAGCAUUCUGGCUUCAACUUGGAUCAAAAUACCUGCACCUUGUUUUACUGGGACGCCUUCAUAACGAAGGUUCAUGCCUUUGAAAUUGUCCUGGAGGAUUACCCCAGACAAGAAAUCACUCUGUCUUACACCGAUGGCACAUCAUCCAUCAAGUCCCCACUAGUUUAUAGAGACAAGCGAGCAUCUAACUACCCCUACUACCCCUACUACCCUACAACUACAACACCCCCUCCAACUACAACAGCCACAACAACUAGAGCAGCUCACUACCACUAUUACCCUAUGAUUACAUCACAUCCUACAACUACACGACCCACUACGACUACACGAUUCACUACAACUGCACCACACACUACAACUACACAACGCACUACAGCAGCUCACUACCACUACUACCCCUACUACGCUACAACUACAACACCCCCUCCAACUACAACAGCCACAACAACUAGAGCAGCUCACUACCACUAUUAUCCUAUGAUUACAUCACAUCCUACAACUACACGACCCACUACGACUACACGAUUCACUACAGCAGCUCACUACCACUACUACCCCUACUACGCUACAACUACAACACCCCCUCCAACUACAACAGCCACAACAACUAGAGCAGCUCACUACCACUAUUAUCCUAUGAUUACAUCACAUCCUACAACUACACGACCCACUACGACUACACGAUUCACUACAACUGCACCACACACUACAACUACACAACGCACUACAGCAGCUCACUACCACUACUACCCUAUGAGUACAUCACAUCCUACAACUACACGACCAACUAUAACUGCACGACACACUACAACUACACGACCCACUACAGCAGCUCACUACCACUACUACCCUAUGACUACAUCACAUCCUACAACUACACGACCCACUAUAACUGCACGACACACUACAACUACACAACGCACUACAGCAGCUCACUACCACUACUACCCUAUGAGUACAUCACAUCCUACAACUACACGACACACUACAACUACACAACGCACUACAGCAGCUCACUACCACUACUACCCUAUGAGUACAUCACAUCCUACAACUACACGACCCACUACAACUACACGACCCACUAUAACUGCACAACCAACUACCACUAUGAAUCCUAUGCCUAUGAACAUUCCACUGAGCAAAAUCCCUCUGCAGUUUGUGAUCCAAGUUGACCCACCUGUUUCUUCCUGUGCUGAGGGACACAUUCUGCCUCGGUUUCUGUCCCCAACUCCAAAACAUGGAGAAAUCCUCAUUGCCUAUGUCAAUCAGGAGUUGGAAAUUAAGCUCAAUGCUACAGCAACACAAUCAUGGGUAAAAAACUUUAUCAUCAGUGGACCUCUGAACAUCACAAAGUACACCACUAUCAGAGGAGCAGUUGGAGAAUCUCUAAUCAGGUGGACACCAACUGAAAAUGACUUUGGUGAUCAAGUUCCCAUUUGCUUCAUUGCAGAGAGUCAAUCUGGGUCCAGAAUCUUUCAUUCUGAAAUGAGAUGCAUCAUUGUCAACGUUAGCAGUACAAUUGGCAAAGUCAAUGUGGUUUGUAACGAGACCACAAUGACAGUAGAAGUGGAGAAGGCCUCAAUAAUUGGACUUCAUGAAGAUCACCUACGUCUCAUUGAUCCAUCCUGCACCCCCAUCUCCAACGGCACCCAUGUGAUCGCUGCCGUGUCCCUCAGCUCCUGUGGAACCCAACUGGAGGAGGACGCUGAAAACCUGAUCUUCAAAAAUGAAAUCAUGUCGUUCGACAACAUUGGUGAUGUCAUUACCAGGAAACACCAGGUGGAGAUUGAGUUCUCAUGCACAUACCCCAAGAAGGGACGCGUGUCUCUGGAGUUCCGGGCACACAAGCUUAUUUCCGUGUUCACGGAAAAAGGGUUUGGAAAGUUCAGCUACCAGUUUGAGUUCUUCCACAGUGACCAGUUCAACAUUGCGAUGGACACAGAUUCCUACCCUAUAGAGGUGGCACUGCAAGAGAUGCUCUACAUGAAAAUCAAAGCUACUUCCUCUAUUGCCAACACUGAGCUUUUCGUGGAGUCAUGCAGAGCAACCCCCGUUGAUGACCCCAACUAUCACAUUUUCUAUGACAUAAUUGCAAAUGGCUGCACUUUGGACGAGACGGUGGUGGUCUAUCCAAGUAACCCUUCAGAAUUCAAAUUUGGAAUUGAGGCUUUCCAGUUCAUUGGACAACAUGAGGAGGUCUUCAUAAGCUGCUCAGUCAUCCUGUGUGUGGCAGGUGAGCCUUACACCAGAUGUUCUCAGGGCUGCACCAAUGCCACAGCCACCCCCGUUGUACAUCACCACCACAGGAGGGCUGUUGCCACAGAGACUGUGAGACACUCCAUUUCCCAGGGCCCUUUGCGUCUAAAGAAGACCACAGAUAUCACAGCUUCCAACAUGGGCUUGAACAUGAACCUGGUUUUCAUCGCUGCCGUUCUUUUGGUUGUGGUUGUCAUUGUGUGUGGAGCAGUGAUUUAUACAGUAAAGAGGCCAAAAGUCAAAUACCAACCACUUCCAUCUACUGACUUCUGAGACACAGUUUGUGCGCUCAUGAAACAUGAUGAACACAUUCUAAUCAAUCACAUUUAUGCAAUAUUUGCCUUUUAUGAACAAUGGAGGAAUGGUAUUUUUAUGCUCAAAAUUCUGUAUCAUGUCUUCUUUUUGUGUGCUAAAUUUGAGAAAAUAUGUAUUAUUGUUUGCAAAUUAAUACAUAUACAAAUAUUAUGAGCUUGAAUUUGUUCAUCACGCCCUACAUUAACAUU
This is a messenger RNA of Conger conger (European conger), 3350 nucleotides long. RefSeq lists its product as uncharacterized. The coding region runs from base 13 to 3120 and encodes 1035 amino acids. The transcript has 13 exons. The record is from RefSeq and is a predicted model, not a curated record. NCBI's taxonomy places the organism in Eukaryota, Metazoa, Chordata, Actinopteri, Anguilliformes, Congridae.